AUAAACGCAACAUGUAAAGUGUUGGUCCCAUGUUUCAUGAACUGAAAGAAAAGAUCCCAGACAUUUUCCAGAUGCACAAAAAGCUUAUUUCUCUCAAAUUUUGUGCACAAAUUUGUUUACAUCCGUUAGUGAGCAUUUCUCCUUUGCCAAGAUAAUCCAUCCACCUGACAGGUGCGGCAUAUCAAGAAGCUGAUUAAACAGCAUGGUCAUUACACACGUGCACCUUAUGCUGGGGACAAUAAAAGGCCACUCUAAAAGGUGCAGUUUUGUCACACAACACAAUGCCACAGAUAUCACAAGUUGUGAGGGAGCGUGCAAUUGGCAUGUUGACUGCAAGACUGUCCACCGGAGCUGUUGCCCGAGAAUUUAAUGAUAAUUUCUCAACCAUAAGCCGCCUCCAACUUUGUUUUAGAGAAUUUGACAGUACGUCCAACCAGCCUCACAACCGGAUCCUGAGGCCCAUUGUGUGGCUAAUUUUUUGUGUGUCUGUGAGUCAUGUGAAACAGUCAUGUGAAACAGUCAUGUGAAAUCCAUAGAUUAGGGGCUAAUGAAUGUUAAAAAAUUGGUUGUUUUUUCCUAUGAACUUGAACUCAGUAAAAUCAAUCAAAUUGUUGUAUGUUGCAUUUAUAUUUUUGUUCAGUAUAGUUUUUUCUACCAUUGUAUAGGAGGGGUGGAAGACUAGGGGACACAGUUAGACAGGGAAGGCAGACUACACGGCUAGUAUUUUUAUUAUACCUCAAACCUACAGACAUGCAGGCACACACACACACACACACACACACACAUUCAGACAGACAAACACACACACAUGUACUCACACACACACUUCAGGAAGUUAUUACUGUAUAGUGUGUGGGUCAGAAAUAGCCCUGAAGUGCCUGCCUGACUGGGAGUGACCUAGCCCUCCUCUCCUCUUGGCCCUGUCAAUCACAGCUCAAAACAAGAUGGCAGACUGGACAGGCUGGAGAUUUAUUUUAACAGUGUGUGUCACCAGUGUACUAGUGGUCAAGGCAGACAUCAAGGCUUAUACCCCUGUGGGACAGCUGUUUGUGUUCGAGCUGCAGAGAGAGGCCUUCCAGAAUGAAUUUGAACCCUUCCUGAAACACUAUGGGCGGGUCUACAAUGAUCCCAUGCUGUUUAAGUGCAACAUGCAGUCCUUCCCGGACCUGCCUGGCUGGCUUCGAUUUACCCAGAGGCACCACUAUGAUAACGGCUUCCUCUACGGCACCCCACUGGCCCAGGGAAAGAGUAUGAUAGAGAUCACAGUGACUAACAAACGGAGCUAUGACACAUUCAGAGACAGACUGAUCAUAACGAUUGACCCUCCAGCAAAGAGAAUGCCCUACCAGGCUGAGUUCUUCAUCCCACUGAGGGAGAUUGAGAAGGUGCUGCCCUCUACAGUUCAGGAAGAGAUCAGGCAGGAUAUGAUGAGGAUGUGGAAGACAGACAGGCUGGACUUUGUCAACAUCACGUCUGCGUUGGACCGAGGUGGCCGUGUCCCUCUGCCUCUGGCUGGACACUACGAAGGGGUGUAUGUGAAGGUGGGUUCAGACCAGUACUUCUCUGAGUGCUUGUUGAGGCUCCAGACUGCUGAACAUAGGAGACAGUGUGAGGCUGGGGGCAGGGCCAAGAUCCCUGGGGACUGCAAGGUCUGUUCCUACCCAGGAAACUGUGUCACCUGGUGCAAGUCCACACUGAUUGAUCUGUCCAGACCAGUGAUCCCCCCUCCUGCCCCCACCAUGGGCCCAGGUAUCCUGGAUGCUGGGGGGGUCUAUGACCCACCUGAGUCCCCCCCUCCCAGAGACUUCCUGCCAGACUACAUUGUGACUGUGAUCGUCCCCCUGGCUCUGGCCAUCAUCCUGUGUCUCCUACUGGCCUACAUCAUGUGCUGCAGACGAGAGGGAGUUGAGAGAAGAGAUGGAAAGACACCAGAUAUCCAGCUCUACCACCACCACACCAUCCAUGGUAACACCAGUGAGCUGCGGAGCAUGGCUGGGUAUCGUGGGGUCCCUCCUCCCCUCUCCACCCUGUCCAUGUUCAACGCUCGCACCGGGGAGACAGCCCCACCGUUCCAGACUGACAGCCCCAGCAUCCCCCUCAUCCUGGCCCAGCAGGAAAUCAACACUGACACACUGCCCAGGAAAUGAAGCCAUCCAAACAGGACAUACUGUACUCCCACUGAAUGUAUAAUGGGUUUGCUGCUGGUUUGCUGUAGGGUUUGAGAUGUUUUCUCUUCACAUUAUAAUUUCUUUAUCCUCUUUCUUGAUCACAUUAUACUUUUAUUACAAACACUUUGGAGUGACUCCCCUUAUGGAAUAACCACAUGAAUUUCACAUGUGAAUGUUUGAAGUGUUCCAAAAAAACACAUGUUUUCAUGUGAUCAAAUGUCAUGUAUGUGAAGUCAAUGUGAUAAAAUAUGACAACAUGUAAAGUAACAUGUGAUAACAUAAAGUUAAACAUGUGAAAGCCGGAGUCACGUGAAGUGUUCCAAAAACACCGUUUAAAUAUGAUUUCACAUGUGAAAUUUAUAGUGAAAUCAUGUGAGUUUUCUGUAGGAGUGAGUGUUGAGUGACUGUAACCUCUGAACUUGUGUUAAACAUUUUUAUGCAUUAGUGGAUUUAAUUAAUUCUGCCAUAGGUUUGGACUAAUGGAGUGCAUUAUGUAUUUUUGAAAACAAAAUCCUUGGUAGAUAUAUAGCCUACAUGUAGAGGUAGAAUUAAUAUAUUGAAUGUUUUUCCUUAAUAAAACCCCUAACCAACUGUA
Messenger RNA from Oncorhynchus kisutch (coho salmon), 2763 nucleotides. RefSeq names its product sarcoglycan, alpha (gene sgca). The transcript has 11 exons. Gene Ontology annotation, cellular component: membrane; sarcoglycan complex. The record is from RefSeq and is a predicted model, not a curated record. Gene Ontology annotation, molecular function: calcium ion binding. NCBI's taxonomy places the organism in Eukaryota, Metazoa, Chordata, Actinopteri, Salmoniformes, Salmonidae. Bases 945 to 2147 code for a protein of 400 amino acids.